AUGGAAAACACAAACGUCAUCGCCUGGCUGCUCCCUUCCACCACCAACCAGCCCGCUCUCGAAGCCAUCCGUAUGCCCCAAAAUAACACCAGAAGGGUCGACACGAUCCCCUCAUCAUACGAGCCCGUCGUCCAGACACCAAACCCUGACGCCGCCGCGCCCUCGACGCCCACCAUCGACCCCUCCGUCCUCACCCAGACCUCGUCCUCCUCAUCGCCACCCCAACCCAGACCCCGCCCGGCCCUCGAGCUAUCCUUCACCAACCCCCCCAAGAACCAUCUCGGCUUCGUCCUCGGCACCGAUCCGGAUGCCUGCGACGUCGUCCUCCCCCCACUCCCGGGCAUCAGCCCCGUCCACUGCCACAUCACCUUCGACUCCGAGAAGCGCCUCAUCCUCCGCGACACCUCUGACGCCGGCACCGCCGUCUGGUACGACGCCGACAGCAACGGGGACCGUCGCCGCGAGUCCUGGCUGCUGAGCAGCGGCUGCACCUACGGCUUCCCCUCCAUGGUCGAUCGCGUCGUCAUCGACAUCCAGACCGUGCGCUUCCACGUCCUCGUCAACGACGCCCACCUCCUAUGGCCCGACAUCUACCAGCAGAACGUCGACGCCUUCAUGUCGAGCCUCGCGAGCGGCGGCACUGUUGCUGAGAAGGCACCAACGUCGUCGUCGCCGCCCGUCGUGAUGGACCGAGACGGCGACCUGGACGUGUGCGACUUUUACUACAACUUCGACUUCGAGCUCGGCUUCGACCUGAGCUUCGACUACGACUACGACUUCGACUUUGACAUGUCGGACGCCGAGGACGGCGACGAGAUGGACUUCCUCCCGCCGGUCCCCUCUGUCGUUCCGCCCGUGUACGUAAAGUACCUGCUCACCUCGGACGACGGCAUGCCGCCCGAGACGUACCUCUGGAACACGACGCGGCCUUGGGAGCCGAUGGUCAAGGUCGCUUGCUGA
Colletotrichum higginsianum IMI 349063 is the source of this 960-nucleotide messenger RNA. Its product is annotated as Camk family protein kinase. The record is from RefSeq and is a predicted model, not a curated record. NCBI's taxonomy places the organism in Eukaryota, Fungi, Ascomycota, Sordariomycetes, Glomerellales, Glomerellaceae. Bases 1 to 960 code for a protein of 319 amino acids. Gene Ontology annotation, molecular function: protein binding. The transcript has a single exon.